Messenger RNA from Cydia strobilella, 945 nucleotides. RefSeq lists its product as uncharacterized. Lineage: Eukaryota; Metazoa; Arthropoda; Insecta; Lepidoptera; Tortricidae. The transcript has a single exon. The record is from RefSeq and is a predicted model, not a curated record. The coding region runs from base 1 to 945 and encodes 314 amino acids.
AUGCCUGAUCCGCCACAAGCCCCGAGAGGAGCCCCGGUACAGGCGAACGCCCCUCCUGCAGGCGGAGGCGCCGCCGCAAACCCAAUCGCCGAGCCAGAAGAAGCCAAGCCAGAUAUAAUGGCAAUUUCGCUGUCGUCCCGUUUGCCGGAAUUUUGGACGGACCAGCCGCGAGUGUGGUUCAUUCGCGUCGAAGCCAUCCUCGCGCCGCAGAAGCUCGGGGAUGAUUCCCGAUUCGAUCUUGUGGUCGCGAAACUGCCUAAGGAAGUGAUUGUGCAGCUCACGGAUUUCCUGUCUCGCCCGCCGGCCGCUAACAAGUUCACCGCGCUGAAGGCCAAGCUGUUAUCCUUGUUCGAGGACACGAGAAUCCGUCAGAUUGAAAGAUUGAUCGGCGAAUUGGAGCUCGGUGAGUCAAAACCAAGCCAGUUACUGAACAGAAUGAAGGACCUGGCUCGAGAAAACUUCCCAGACGAAACCCUGCGGAUUCUGUGGCAAGGCCGCCUGCCUGUGAACGUACGAGGAGUCCUGGCAGUAGCAGAAACAAGCGACCUCGACAAAUUGGCCAUUAUCGCGGAUAAUGUAAUCGAAGCUACGCGACAUAGCUAUGUGUCCGAGGUCAGGCAACCAUCGUCAUUCGGCAAGCCGCCGUGUGACGGCAACGCGUCGACCUCUUCACAGUCAGAAAUUGCCCUCCUGACUAAGCAGGACGCCAAGCUCACCGCCCAAAUGUCGAAUAUGGAGCGGUCAAGGUCGCGGCAGAGAAACCAGAAGCAGCGACGACGCAGCUACGGGAGGUCAACGUCGCGCGGUAGGAGCUCUUCGCGCGGACAGCCUCGGCGCGCCAAGGACGAUCCAGAAUGGCUUUGCCGAUAUCAUUUCAAGUUCGGCGAAAAGGCCCAGCAUUGCUUCCAGCCGUGCGCGUGGAAACUGUCGGGUUCGGAAAACUAA